Hippocampus comes (tiger tail seahorse) is the source of this 1446-nucleotide messenger RNA. RefSeq names its product leucine-rich repeat-containing protein 19. The transcript is spliced from 7 exons. Lineage: Eukaryota; Metazoa; Chordata; Actinopteri; Syngnathiformes; Syngnathidae. Gene Ontology annotation, molecular function: protein binding; signaling receptor activity. Bases 179 to 1219 code for a protein of 346 amino acids. Gene Ontology annotation, biological process: interleukin-8 production; positive regulation of non-canonical NF-kappaB signal transduction. Gene Ontology annotation, cellular component: plasma membrane. The record is from RefSeq and is a predicted model, not a curated record.
AAGGAAAUGUGCACCGACGAGCGACGUGAUCAAACAACUGUUCUCUCCAGUAAAAUGUUGCAUGUAAGCUUUUCAGAGUUUACAACAACGGGCAAAGGUCCUUUGCUGCGCUGGCUGCGACAGGGUUGACACGCGAGUUCAUCAUCUUGCUUCUCACAGAACAAAAAGGAGGCAGAUUAUGGGCCAGCCCCAGCAAUUGAUCCACUUACUGUGGUUGGUCUCUUUCGUAGCAAUAUGGACAAAGAAUAACCACGCUACGGCUGCCGUGCGAGAUGUACACGUGCGUAACUUAACCAACGUGUUUCUGAAAGCUAUCCCCCCCGGCGACAGCAACUCAUCUGUGACUAGUCUUGUGGUUGAGAGGAAUCAGAUUACGCUGUCCAAUGAGGACAAAAUAUCCUUGGCCGGUUAUCCCCAACUCGUGGAGCUCCACCUGGAUCUGAACCGGGUGACCUACAUACCUGCUAGGUACCUGUCGGUUGUGCCCAACCUCAGCGUGCUGUCGCUAUCCAACAACCAAAUCAGCAGCCUAGUACCCGAGUCUUUCUAUGGCCUCGAUGCACUCCGAGUGCUGAACCUGUCCCACAACCUGCUGACAAGUCUUCCCGCACAGCUAUUCAGACCGCUUAAUGAUCUACAGGUGGUAGACCUUCAGGGCAACCCGUGGAAUUGCUCCUGCCUUCUGCUGAGCAGCAUUCAGGAGAUAAGAGCAGCAGGAGUCACCAUGGCAGGGACAAAUACGACAUGCGCUUCACCUGAGCAACAAGCUGGAACGGAUCUCUUCGAGGCUCUCACUAAUUGCUAUCCAAAAUCAGCGGACCCCUCAAAUCCACCAUCCGGCACGGCAGGGCACUCUCAACAACCAAAGGUGCCACCCAAUUUGCCAAAGGUUACGCUGACCACCAGUCCAGACAACAACGCCCAAAAGCCAGCGCCCGGGAACACUUGGAGGUUCGCGGCGUGUGUUGCGGCCUUGGCGUUGGCUACAUCCAUACUGAUCGUGUGCGCCGUCAAAGGCCCCUCCUGGUAUCGGCUCUUCCACAAUUACAGACAUAGACGACUACAGCAAGAAGACAACCCAGAGGGCCGCGCGGCUUCAAGCAUCUACUCAGAGACGGACAGGGGACACAUGAGCCAGAAGACGUUCACCUUCGCGCACCCUGAAGGCGAAGAGGACCUGCACUACUUUGAGGAUCCGUACGUCAAGGCAGAGGAGUAAUGGCAAGGUCGAGCGGGCGUGAGGAUUAAACCGAAAGACUUGGAGCAGACUGAGCCACAUCAAAUGAUUAUAGCAUCACCAAAGGCAAUAAAAUAUUAGCAUCAUUCAGUUUAUUAUUUAUAAUGUCUUAUUUUUUUAAUGAAAGCAAAUCUAUUCACUGGAAAAUCGGCUACUUAGCUGAGACGUCCUUUUUUUUUUUUUUUCCUCGCCAGCUGAGGGCAAAAAUU